This is a messenger RNA of Dicrocoelium dendriticum, 1401 nucleotides long. The record is from the annotation of a GenBank genome assembly. Lineage: Eukaryota; Metazoa; Platyhelminthes; Trematoda; Plagiorchiida; Dicrocoeliidae.
CUAAGUCUCUAUCUUUACUACUACAUAUUUUUUUCACAUUCCCCAGCUCUGUGAAUGCCGCGAUGCUCGCGGUUCUACGAAUGCCUCAAAGCCGGUAUUUUCGUGGCUUUCGGUGCCACUGCAGCCUCGUUGGGUUUCUCCUACCGAGAAAAGGUCGAUCGGCGCGUUGAGGCGACCGAAUCACCAAGGUCCUCACAAUUAGUCCCCUGGCCGUCUUUUGUUGAUUCCGAACCGGUGAAAAAAGUCGGCAUUCCUUCGGUCAGCCAUCUCCGUAUUUUCGAUGGGUUUGUAUGCGCUUACGAUCGACGUACACGUAUUCCCCUGUGGGUUCUUGAACACUUGACUCCUGAGAAACUUUCACCGCCCACAAACAACGGAAAGUCACUGCAGCCGGUCGACCGGAGUCAGCUCAACUAUUACGAGGAUCUCGGUGAACUCCACAUGUUUCGUGCUACCAACGAGGAUUAUAAGUCUUCCGGCUACGAUCGCGGACAUAUGGCAGCAGCGGGUAAUCAUCUGUUCGAACGCGCAGCCAUGGCACAAACCUUUAUUUUGAGCAACAUUGCCCCUCAGGUGGGUCGUGGCUUCAACCGACACGCCUGGAAUGAUUUGGAAAAGUACGUGCGAGCCAUCGCUCGGAACACCCACAAUGUGGUGGUCGUCACCGGUCCUCUAUUUCUGCCUCACGCCAGUCCCGACGCAACCAAAAAAUUUGUCACUUACGAAGUCAUCGGGCCGAAUGACGUGGCCGUUCCGACCCAUUUUUUCAAAGCGAUUUCCAUCCAGGAAGCUCCAAACAGCUCAUGGAAGAUUUUUGCGUGGGUUCUCCCCAAUAUGGUACUACCAGAAAAGGUCGAUCUCCGUCAGUUUCAGGUGCCUCUGUCUGCUGUAGAACGAGCUUCUGGGCUGAAGCUGUUCCCCAACUUGCCCCGGUGACAUUUUUCUACCAUAGUAUGCUAUUGUACUUUCUGUUACAUGGUUCCUGUUCUAUUUUUCCACUGUAAACGCUUUUGUGCAAUACCAUUUAACAUUCAAAUCCCGUCUUCCGGAUACGAAACCGCCACCGUCAAACCCUACCCCUGUCCAAAUUUUCUCGCUUUCCAUCGUAUUGUUUUACACUACUUGUGAGUAACCAGAUUGUGCAUGCAUCAAUAGAGAUGUACCAGGCUGUUUCUGCUCGAAGUUCCCCCACUGCAGCGGCCCCGUCCACUCCCUGUCCCCAGACCUUGUCCAUCCCAGUUAUACAGUACUCGUGGUCUAUCUCUCUGGUUGUCCACACCAAUCUUUUAGAAUGUAUUGAUCAUAAAUGCCCAUCUCGUGUUCUGAACCUGUUAUUUAGCUCUCUGUAAGUCAAAGCAAAGUUUGCGUGGCGAUCACAAAUCUGUACUGUAUCGAUACUCC